Molecule: messenger RNA, 7263 nt
Organism: Pomacea canaliculata
Lineage: Eukaryota; Metazoa; Mollusca; Gastropoda; Architaenioglossa; Ampullariidae
Exons: 29
Coding region: 201-5855 (1884 amino acids)
Source: RefSeq, a predicted model, not a curated record
GAACGGCAAGUACCUCAACGUGUACAUGCGCGGCUCCCCUAGUGACGUGGGACGCACCGAGGGACUCUGUGGCUCAUUGGAUGGCAACAUGGACAACGACAUCACCGCAAGCGUGGAUGACUUCAACACUUUCUGGAGGGUGAAAGAAUCCGAACUCGCUGUAUUCGGGGUACUGUCCAGAUGCCAGUAUUACAGAAGCCAUGGCUGUGGAAGAACAACCCUGGUGCGUGUGCACAGACGGCGAGCAGCUGUGCGGAGUGGACGCGUCCAGCCAGUCAUGUGCAGCUGCUGGUCGCCGGCGCCGCUCACAAGGUACAGACAUCACUUUGGAUCUUUUGAAGACGUCAUCACAGAAUCCUCCAAAUCGAUGCUUGACCAGGCAGCCUCCUGUUCAGUUCCAGUUCGACAUCAACUACUCAUUUGCUGUGGGUACGUGGCCAACAUCUACUGGAAUCACUCUUGAAAUGGCUGUAACAUCGUGCCGCAGCCAGAUCGAGGCUAACCUCAGUGCAGGUGCUUGCGGCAAGAUUGUGUCAGCUGAUCUGACAGCAGCAAUUGACACCUGUGUAGAGGAUGUUCAGAUUACUGAAUCACUCACCUGGGUGGCGUCUGCCUUCAAGACUCUCCUUCAGAUGUGUUCAACGAGCAUCGAAUUUGACCUCAGUCUUUGGAAGCAAGUUACCAUUAAUGGCACAGUUGUCGAUGAGCCACCAACAGACAUUUUUGACACCAUUCUCUGUCCAUCAAACUGCACUGGACACGGCCUUUGCGUUGAAGGUCAAUGCCAGUGUCAAGGGAACUUCUCUGGAGAUGACUGCGCGCUGGAUCUUGGCAAUCCACCAGUAGUGUUCCCAACAGACAAGGCGUGUGACAGACUUGAGGACUCCUGUCUCAACGUCACUGUAUUCGGCUCUGGUUUUGUCUCCUCAACCGAUCUUGUCUGCUUUGUGCAGGAGCUUACGAUUACCCAGGAUGGUUUUGUGCAACAAGACACAGAGGCGACACCAGUCACAGCAAGUUUCAUCAGUUCUCAGCAGGUAAUAUGUUCACUCAGAAAAGUCGGCAUAUACAACAUCAGCAUCAGCAACCGACGGGAUCUCCGAUUUAGCAGCACCUUCAUCACAUACGUCUCCUAUGACUCAGGCUGUUAUAACUGCUCUCUGACUGGCUGCACUAAAAACAGCGGAGUAUGUGUAAUAAAUGGUACAUGCUAUGGUGACGGUUUUGUGAAUCUCUUCAACCCUACACAGCGCUGUACCAAUGGCAGUAGCGUCUGGACCAUUAUCAAAAAAGAAGAGAUUGUGUCCAAGACCUACAACUUCCUUAGCAUUGACGGCACAGUAUUGGUGACCACAAGUGGAAAUGUAACUGCCAUCGGUGCACCUGUUCUAAACAGUCAGGCCGUGGAGCUGAACGGUGUUGAUCAGUACCUUGAUUUUACAAACGCCACUAGUUUAUGCGCCUUCAAGCCGGAAGCCUGCCUUUUAGGUCUGUCCGUGACCUUCAACCUAAAGUUAAAACAAGUGCUGGGAGAUGAGUACAUUUUCACCAGCGGCGGGGAUGAAGAAAAUGGGCAGGGCCUCUCCUUGUACUUCCACCUUGGACGAUUGUUCCUCACGGUCAGCACCAAGGACCUGGUGUGGUCUGUUUCCGUUCCUACAUCUGUCCUCCGUCUUAAUGUCUUCAUGUCCAUUGAGUUCUCCUGGAGCCGCCAGUCAGGACUGGAGCUUCUGGUAGACAGAGUCGUUGUCGCCCGCACCACGACCUACAUCCGACGUCAGAUUCUCGGCGUUUCCCGCACAAACUUUUUUGUAGGCCGCUCUCUGGGCUUCCCAGCCAACCGCAGUGUCUUUGCUGGAAUAGCGAUAGAGGCCUGGUCAUUCACACAUAGCACUCGUCAAGUCCGUGACGCGUUACUGCCCGUUGAGUCGACGACAGUGCUGACGACCACUUCCCCUGCAGCAAACGCGACAACAGUCGCCACACAGUCGAACACAACUAGCACCGGUACCAUGUCAACAGUAAACGUCACAGGUGUGCUAAACGCUACUGAGGGCGUGACAAGUGUGACAGAUUUUAUGACAACAAGUGUCUCAAAUGUGACGGGUAUCGGAACUACGGGAUCCCUUUCCACCAUCUCUGCAACAAUUGUCACCAAUUCUACUCAAAAUGCAACUUUGUCCUCGGUGACAGGAGCUGCCAACACAACAGGAACAGGAACAAAUACAAUACAACCUACUACUGUACCUACAGUGACAGGUUUCACAAAUGCCACAGGAAGAUCAGAAACCCUCAUUACAUCUGGAACCACAGCCACAGUGCCAACCUCAGGGACAGCAGGCACCUUCACCACACUGGCUCAAGUGUCUGGGUUGCCUUCGCAGCAAGUUAAUACAACAACGAUGCCCACAGCAAUCAACCAAACACAGACUACUGUAUUACUACGCAAUACAACAUCAGUUUCUCAACAGCCUAUAGUGAACCAGACACAGACCACUAUCUCCUAUAAUACCACAUCAAUUUCUACACAACCAGCAAUGAACCAGACACAGACUACAGUGUUCCAGCUAAAUACUACUACAUCAAUUUCUUCACAGCUACCAAUCAGCCAGACACAGACCACUGUAUCUCUACUUAAUACUACAUCUAUUUCUACACAGCAAGCAAUCAACCAGACACAGACCACUGUGUCCUUGCGGACUACUACAUCAUUAGUCAACCAGACACAGUCCAUUGUGCCUCUGCUUAACACUACGGUUUCAUUACAACCAGCAGUCAACCAGACACAGACCACUGCAUCCCUGCUAAAUACUUCAUCAACUCCUUCACAGCCAGCAAUCAACCAGACACAGCCUUCUAGACCUGAGCUAAAUACUACUGCUAUUGUUCAAACGCAGCUACCAGCCAACCAAACACAAAGCACUGUUUUCACAUUAAUGACAACUACUUCAGUCCAGACCAGGGCAGGUACAUCCUUAAGUUCAUCAUCUAUUUCAUCUGAUCCCCAGACAACGCAAAUGCCGUUGACUUCAACAGCGGCAAUCACAACUGCAGCAAUGACAACUUUGUCUUCUACUUCAACACCAUGCAUUGCCUCGACCACCGGCUAUCCCAAUAUGACAGGACCUCCGACUGUAAGCAACGCUGUGCUAUCGUCAAGUGUUCGGUUCGACUGUACCGUGAGACCAGCCAGUCUCGCCAGUACAACCUACACAGUCGAGUGGUCCAGUGGGGGGGUGGUGUUGCUGUCAUCUGAUCUCACGGGCUCAGCCACCGUGCACUCGCUGGAUUCUUCUAGUCUCAACCAGGCGUCAAGGAACUCCAUUCUCGACAAUGGCAUUACAUGCUCAGUGACGGCCAUAAGCACUGCCCUCUGCGGUUACAUCCGAAGUCCUCCUCUGUCGUCCUCUCUCGCACCCACGAAACUCCAGGUUGUCCUGCCAUCCCAGGCGCUGGUUCGAGCUUCUGAGAUUAUUACCGUCAGUGUUGGUUUUAAGAACUCGGUGACAGCAUCGUUCUACUGCCUGCUCAAGUACGGCCGCAUGUGCACAGUGGAACUGGAGGCCCGCACCAGCCAGUCACGCCCAUGGAAAUGCAUCGGCAGCCUCAGCAUCCAGGCUCUGGUCGUAAAAUCUGUCUCCCCCACCGGCAGUGAAGUAUGCGGCACUCAGCUGUCCGCGUCCAGCACCUCGAUGCAAGAACUUCUACUGCGGGCUGUGGUGAACAACAUUGUUCGCUCCCAAGUCAAGGUGGAAGUAGAGGUCAGCCAGGUGGACAUUGUCAAUGGUCAACGCACAUAUACGUCUAUCCUCAACAAAUUUGACGUGAAUGUGGAGAGUGCAUACAAAAGAGACUCACAUUGCUUCAUAUAUGCGGAUCCCCACUUCAAGACCUUUGAUGGCGUAUACUAUGAUGUCAUGCGACCUGGACCUUUCGUGAUCUACAAAAACAAGCUGUUUCCAGUGGAGGUCGAGGGCUACUUCCAAGUAGUUGGCAGAGGGGUGCAGGCCUGCGGCUACGGCAUCCGCUCUGCUGAUGACGUCAUCCGUGUAAGUCGCUGCAACUCGCCCUUAACAACCAAAAUUUUCCUGAACGGCAAUUUGACACCCGGCACCCGCAUUUAUCAGGAAGACGAAGGAAACAUUAUUAAGGUGUUGCUGCCCACGGGUACAGUAGCUAUCGUUACUGCCGGCACACAGACUGAGCUCGGCCUUGAAAUCAGACCGUCUGUUCUUGACGUGAACCAGACUCAAGGUCUGUGCGGGGUGUUCGAUGGCAACAUUUUAAACGACCUGACAUCGCGCUACGACCGUGUAACACCUGUCACCAGCUCACGCAUAACACGAGAUCCCAACGACUUCAGCAUGACUUGGAUCAACGAUGAGUCCCAGUCAUUCUACGGAGGCUUCAAAGGCACCGCCAGCUUUGACACAUCCACUUAUUGCACCUGUGAGCGCAGCAAGCUGAUUUCCUGCUCUCCUCAGGGUUAUAUCUCAGACUGUGGUGUAUCCAUUUCCGGAAAGGAAAUAACACAAACACUAUUGGAGGAUCACUACCAGACACGGGCUGUUCAGAACUUGCAAAGACGCAAGCGUCAGACGACCGGCGAAGUCUUCACCUAUGAUCCUUACUUUAACGCUUCUGAUAGUGCCACUUGGCCAACUCAGAGUGGUAAAACGGAGAGCCAGGCUCGAGCAGCGUGUUCCAACAGGGUGAUCAGCUCGCAAGCAUACCUGCAGUGUAAAGAUUUCUCUCCUGACAACUUCACCACAGAGAUUGAAAAUUGUGUGAGGGAUGUACAGCUGACGGACAAUCUGGACUGGUCAGACUCCGCCUUGCAGACGGCACAGAAGCUCUGCGGCUCCACGAUUGCAACGGACUCGAAUCUCUGGGUGGACAGCAACCCCACGGAUGAGAGCGUUCCCGCAACAAUUCAAUCCAACAUUGCCAACACACUGUGCCAGAACCAGUGCAGUGGUCACGGCAGCUGUCAAAACGGUGUUUGCUCCUGUGACAGUAAAUACGGUGGCAUCGACUGCUCUUUCGAAAAGUCCCAAGCACCAACUGUUGACGUCGUAUUCAGCAGUGUCAUGUGCCAGACGAACUUAGGCUCCUGCAACCGCACGAUCGUCCGGGGAUAUAAUUUCAUGAACCUGUUGCCUGGAUUUCUGUCUUGUCAUCUGACCCCCAUACAGGUGGACCAAACAGGAUGGACGCGCAGCGGCCCUAGUGUCACCGUGUCUGCUGAAUACCGCAGUAGGUACGAGGUGGUUUGUAACCUGCCAGCCGAGAGAAGCUACACCAUCGCCAUCAGUAACGACCAGCGCUCCACCAGCAUCAGCGAAGCUCUCUUCCUCACCUACGACUCCCAAUGUUUUGUUUGCAGCAUCAGCAACGACUCACAGAGUGCAACCUGCACCUUGAAGCCACUGACAUGCUUUAUUGGAGGAAUGUGCUUCCUUGAGAAACAAAAAAAUCCAGCUGACUCCUGUCUCGCGUGCCAGCCGUCCAAGUCACAGACAUCUUGGACUCAGGCCAACGCUCUCGGAUGCACUACCUCGACAUCCUCAUCGACGACAGUGAAACUAGCCAGCGACCAAGCGUCACGUUUCCGGUCGGAAACAAUCAUCAUCGCAGUAUCCAUUAGCGCUGUUGUGUUUGUACUCAUCGUUAUCGCCGUCGUUGCUUACAUCGUUCGAAGACGAAGGGGAUCCCGCAGCUUAACACGCUCCACAAUCUCAGAAGAGGCAUCUCAGUAUGAGCAUGUGUACGACGGGUCGCGUGGCCUGCGGACAGAAAAAGGACUGACCUUUACAAACCCUACUGUCUACGAAAAUUAUACGCCCUCCAUCUAGAGCUGCACUCCGUGACCUCACCUGAACCUAACAACCUCUUCGACGCCAAAGAUUUUUUGCUCAUGAGUUUUCAAAGCCAAAAUCUUACUGUUCGAUACUUCAAUGGCAAGUACUUCUCCAGGGAAACAGUAAACUAAAACGAAGCACUGUGUUGAAUGACCGCUUGUGAAUUCAUACACCACUCACAUAUCCCUUUAUCCCAUGAUUUUUGUUUUGCGUUUUUAUGUUGUUACUUUAACAUUCCCUUAACAAGUAUACUUAUAAAAAAAAAAACGUUGACACUGAACUCUAGAAAACUAUUUCCUAAUAUUUGUUAAUGUGAUCACCGUGUUUGCGAUAUAAUAUUGACUUUGUUGUUGUUGACGAUAACUUAAGACCUCAUUCAACAAUUUCCUUUUCCUAUAUAUACAUACGCUUUUGUAAAAUCAGAGAAGACUUACGUAUGGCAAAAAUAUAUUGAUGUUAAUGAUGUUCACAGAAAAGUAUUAUUAAAGAUUGUUCUAUUUUUUAUCUGCCGACCUCGUUUACACUGUUCUGUUUUACGGUUGCUCGGUUGUUCCUUGCAAAGGCCAACUGUUAAAAUCACAACUUGAUCCAACCUUUGUUGUGAAAAGACUGAAAGCAAACUAUGUCCUCUUUUCAAGUUCUUUCUCGGGAAGGAGCUGCGAAUGUGAGAACAGUUCUUCACUUAGCGUGUCUGUCUUGACUAGAUAUUGUUUAAAGAUCUACUACAGCGUAAAACAUUUUUCUCAAAUGAUGGAGCUGAGUACUGUACGAAGAUUACGUUUUCCAAAAUCUGAGUGAAUACCCAUAAGUCGUCUCGAGAUACAUGCCUGAAAACAUCAUUCUGCACAGGAGGUCAUACCAGUGACAUUAAGAUUGGCCACAACUACACCUAAAUAACUUAUGGUCCCUGCGACUGUAGUCAUGACAUCGAAAUGGUAAAAAUGCACAUAUAAUAACCCUUUAUAGCGCGGAAUCCCAGGACGUGGUCAGGAUCUCUGAACACGAAAUACAACUGGUAAAGGAAGCGUGUAAAAUAACUGUUCUCUAUCUUGGAAAAAAACCGCGCACACACAACUUAACAAUGAACAUCUGGACAGAGCGAGAAUUCUUCAGAUCUUUGUGACCCCUGCUGUACAUGCUGUCAUCCGAGAAAAGCCAAUGAAAGUCCGGGUGUUGUAAACAAGCACUCAUGCAUUCACCAAAUAAGAUGACAAUUCUUUCCAGCCAGUCCAAGUACAAAAUAUUGACUUAGAGCUGUUGUAAACUGCCGGUCAAUCUGCUUUAUCUGCUGUUGCCAUUAAGACCUUUUUCUCUGACAACCCUAUGAACUGGAUUCAGUUUGUUCAUUGUAUCAAUGCUGGAUAUAUAAAAUGCUGGAUAAUAAAAAGAGGAAAUUCACUAA